UCUUUUUUCUUUAUUGUUGGAUUCUUACAUAGCUCACACAUCCUCGAUUUUCUCAACCUGUUUUCCUCUUCCGUUCUGUUUCAAUAGGGUUUCUAUUUUUUUCCCUUUCCCUCUCCGUACCUUAUUUAUUUUUUCCCCACAAAUUCUUAAAUUCGUCGACGUAGAACCUCGAUUCAUUUGUGCAUUGAAUUGGUGCUGCAUUUGCUCGAUUUUGUUCUCUGCGAAUUGAACUUGAUGAGAGGAUGCUAUGAAGUAUAGUUCUUGGAGAUAACUCUGAGUGUAGCACUCUGAAUUUUGGAAUAUAAUGUUCACUCCGAGAAUGGAUUCUGCAAGGGAUGCUGGUGGUGUUGCAGCAGGGACGGUGCUAAUUCCCAUGCGAUUUGUGUGGCCUUAUGGUGGAAGAAGUGUGUAUCUCAGUGGUUCUUUCACACGGUGGUCUGAGCUUCUGCAAAUGUCGCCAGUUGAAGGUUGCCCAACUGUGUUUCAAGUUAUCCAUAGCUUGGCCCCUGGCUAUCAUCAGUACAAGUUUUUUGUUGAUGGAGAAUGGCGGCAUGAUGAACACCAACCUUAUAUAUCCGGAGAAUAUGGGAUAGUUAACACUGUUUUAUUGGCUACUGAGCCUAAUUUUGUACCUGUUUUACCUCCCGACAUAGUUGCAGGGUCUAACAUGGAUGUGGACAAUGAGGCUUUCCGGCGUGUGGUCCGAUUGAGUGAGGUGAUGCCGAGAAUAUCAGAUGUUGAUGUACAGACCUCGCGUCAAUGUAUUUCUGCAUUCUUGUCUAUGCACACAAAUUAUGAAUUACUUCCUGAGUCAGGCAAGGUUGUUACCUUGGAUGUGGAUCUCCCAGUGAAGCAAGCAUUUCACAUACUACAUGAGCAGGGAAUUCCGAUGGCUCCUCUUUGGGAUUUCUGCAAGGGGCAGUUUGUAGGAGUUCUCAGCGUUUUGGAUUUUAUUUUAAUUUUAAGAGAGCUUGGGAAUCAUGGGUCCAAUCUGACAGAAGAAGAGCUUGAAACACAUACCAUAUCAGCUUGGAAAGAAGGAAAAUGGACUGCAUUUUCAAGACGUUUCAUCCAUGCAGGGCCAUAUGAUAAUUUGAAAGAUACUGCUCUGAAGAUUCUGCAAAAUGGAAUUUCAACAGUUCCUAUUAUCCAUUCAUCUUCUGAGGAUGGUUCAUUUCCACAACUACUACAUCUAGCUUCACUUUCGGGAAUCCUAAAGUGCAUUUGCAGGUAUUUUAGGAAUUGUUCUAGUUCAUUGCCUAUACUUCAAUUUCCAAUUUGUGCAAUUCCUGUGGGCACAUGGGUACCCAAAAUUGGGGAGUCAAAUCGCCGUCCUCUAGCAAUGUUGAGACCAAAUGCUUCUCUUACUUCAGCCCUAAGCUUAUUAAUUCAAGCUCAAGUAAGUUCAAUACCAAUAGUUGAUGAUAGUGACUCUUUACUGGAUAUAUAUUGUCGGAGUGAUAUAACAGCCUUGGCAAAGGACAGAGCUUAUACACACAUUAAUCUUGAUGAAAUGACCGUUCAUCAGGCAUUGCAGUUGGGCCAGGAUGCUUUUAAUCCUUAUGAGUUGAGAAGUCAAAGAUGUCAAAUGUGUUUGCGAACUGAUUCUCUGCAUAAAGUGAUGGAACGUUUGGCAAACCCAGGUGUCCGGCGGCUUGUUAUUGUUGAAGCUGGCAGCAAGCGCGUAGAAGGCAUCAUAUCACUGACCGACAUAUUUAAGUUUUUCCUUUGUUAGUUUGGCUUGGUGACUUAACAAGCCUGACAGUUAGUGCUGCAGUGGUCAUGACCCUUCUGCAUAUAACGCAUCCAUCAUCGGCCCAUCCACCAAAGGGAGAGAUAUUCCAUUCCUUUCCAGAGCUUCUGCGCGGUGAUUUGAUCGUUAUUUCAUUGAAAUACAAUUGGUUCGGCUUCUUUGCUUCAUUGCCUUGUUUUAAGAUUUUAGGCUAGAGAAAGUGGCGGGCCUGUAAAUUUGAGUUUUUUUUUAUUGUCAAAAAUUAUUUGUCUCUCCCCAUUCAUAUUUAUCUUCAAAUAUGUUGUGCUCCUGAUUCAGAUACAAUACAAUCAAAGUGUGGUGCACAAGGUCUGUUGUAGUUGUUCCAUUUUGUUAUUAUUAAGGUACAAAGUUUAGGGGGGAAAUUUAUGGGAGGACGAGUAUUUGAAAUACUAUUAUUGUAUUGUUUUGUUUAUUAGCAUUAGUUCCUUUGACGUUGUCUUGAGAAAAAAGUGUCUGGUUGGCAGCAUUCUCAAAUCGUUGAUUGUUAAA
Molecule: messenger RNA, 2263 nt
Organism: Cicer arietinum (chickpea)
Lineage: Eukaryota; Viridiplantae; Streptophyta; Magnoliopsida; Fabales; Fabaceae
Product: sucrose nonfermenting 4-like protein
Source: RefSeq, a predicted model, not a curated record